UGGAUAAUUUAAUUUUGUUCAUUGGUACGUAUAAUUGACCUCAUUCCAAUUGGUUCUUAGCUUAAUGCCAAUGACAUCUCCUCAACUACUUAGCCAAAGUUAAUGAAAACACGUAUAACACUAUUUUAUCUUCACUUUUACUUUAAACUUCGUACUAUCGAGAACCUAAUUAUUCUCAGAACAAAAAAACAUUGUAGAAUUGAAGACUUGAAGUGAAUCAUUGUGUGCCACCUAAUAAUGAUUGCUUUGUGAGGAAUGAUCCGGUCGUGUAAUAUAUAUUUCUAGUCACAUCACAUUUUCUUAACACCAAUGCUCCACAUUUCAAUGUCCUUUUUUUUUUUUUAAGAAGAGUGUGUGAUUGUGUGUGUGCUGCUGCAUGAAUUGACGAGCCGGAAAAUUAGGCCGUGCCCAGAGAAUCAAAGGGUCAAGUGAAAAUUUUGGUCUUAACAAUGUCAGAUUAUUGUACGGAGGAGGAAAGUGUUGAAUCAAUCAGAAGAAGCCUUAGUGAAAUAUCAGAGGAAGAAACAGUGAGAUUCAGUGUUGAUCUUGUGGCUGCUGCAAGGCAUAAUCUUGGGUUCUUGAGGCUGGUGGCUGAAUCUGAUUGGCUUCACCACAAGUCCACCAUUGUUGAAUCCAUCCGAAGAUAUGAUCAGCUAUGGAUGCCACUCAUCUCUGACCUUACUAUGGGUUCUUCAACCUCAAGCCCUCCUCCUAGGUUGCUUCCUCCUCUUGAUGUUGAAUGGGUUUGGUUCUGUCACACCCUGAAUCCGGUCAGUUAUAGGGAGUAUUGUGAGUCAAAAUUCUCGAAGUUAAUUGGGAAAGCGGCCAUCUUUGACGAGGAAAAUGAAGAGUAUGCUGUGAACAGAUGCAGAGAAAUUUGGGAGCAAAGAUAUCCAUCUGAGCCUUUUGAGAACGAGUAUGAUUUCGAUUCGGAAACUCCCUAUGUUGUAAAUGAAGAUAUUCUGAAUCAAGUGACCAAGCAAAGGCAUUUACACUCCAAAUUCAGUGAGCCAUUCAGGUCGGAAGUUGUGUAUUUGAUGGCAGCAAGGCAGAGGUAUAAAGGCUUCCUGUACAGUAUGAGCAGAGUUGCUGGAAGGUGCUGCCAUUUGGUGCCCACUUCAGAUAUUCUAUUGAUGUUGCUUACCCAUCAGAGCUAUCCUACAGCAUAUGCUGUAGACUGUACGGAGUUCGAAGGGCACAUCAAGAAGGUGUCUUGUUCAUGGGAUACUGUGAAGGAAGACGCAAUAGCAGAAACAAAAGAUCUUUGGGAGGAAGUUUUUGACCAACCAUAUGAGAAAGCUGGUUGCUUAGCCAUUGGCAGAAGCAAUGUCAAACUACCUUUAUAUUGGGAUGUCACGGAUAUUGAUGUCAACACUAAGUACAAGUCUCUGAUGCCAAGGUUCUUACUUGAGUUUUGUGUAUCAGUGAAGUUAAAGGGAAAGCCAAGCGUGAUGACGAAGAGAGAUAUCUCAAACAAGAUUCUUCGUCUUCGAUUUGCUAGAUGUCAUAAGGAACUAAGAUUGGAUAAACCAGUAGUGGAGUUUAAAUCAGGGUCAUGGCAUAAAGCUUGGCAUCUUUACUGCGAGUUUGGGACUAAAGGAGCAACACUUGAACUUCGUGAGAUAGGAGGCCUCUUGUUUAAACGGGAUACCAGACUUAGCACCCUUACAUUUCUUUGGAAUGAUCUACUACGGACUCGCACUCUUUCUUUCUCAAAAGAAAUUGAUGACCUGAUUAGAGCAGAUGCUUCAAUCACUCCACCUGUUCAAGCACCCUACUUGUUGAAAUGCGUUUCAGACCGGGUCACGGAUGAUUCAGGAACGAUGAUAUCAGAUCUUAUCCUGAAAAUGAACCAAUAUCGACCUCAGGAAGGACGGUGGCUGUCACGGACAGUCCUUGAUCAUGCAGGAAGAGAGUGUUUCGUGAUUCGAAUGAGAAUGGGAGGAGGCAUUUGGAGGAGAGGUGGAGAGACACCUUCAGCAGUGAGAUGGGAGGACAGGAUCACGGAGAUUCGCGAAGGUUCUUGGUCCUAUGUUGCUAGUUCGAUUGGCAAGGCUCCUGAGAAAGUUGUAGGGACUGCAACACCUCAAGAACCUACUGAAGGAUGGCAGGCUUCAUGGAAUUUGUCGACAGGGGAUGAACUAUUAGUAUCUCGUGGAUCAACGACCUCUACUUCUGGUUUCUACUUUGAAGUGAAAGACAAGAACUCUACGGAUACAAAGGUAAGGUUGUUGAAAGGGAGGAAAAUGCAGUAUCAAGACAAGAAGUUUAGCUUAGAGGAUCAUCAACUAGAAGACCAAGAAGAUGAUGAUGAUGACGACGAUGGUUUUGUAACGUUAGUGAGAUUCUCUGAGGAGAACCCAACUGGAAAAGCAACAGCACUCCUAAACUGGAAGUUACUAAUGGUGGAAGUCUUGCCUGAAGAAGAUGUAGUAUUGGGACUACUUCUGUGCAUAUCGAUAUUAAGAAGCAUAUCAGAAAUCGAGAAAGAAGACGUAGGGAACCUGUUGAUCAGGAGAAGGAUAAGAGAACCAAAGAUUGGCGAAAAGGAUUGGGGAUCGGUGAUGCUCCAUCCAUCUUCAUAUUCAGAGGUGAUGCCGUCCUGCAUUUCUUCGCCGUUCCUCCAACCUUGGUAUUGGAAUGCCAGAGCAGUAAUGGGUUCACAAAUGAUGAUGAAUAAUGUAUCACGGCAGCCACCUGGUGUGAACCUUAACUACUCACCUGCAGAAGGUGGAGAUAAAUUGUACAAGAGCGGCAUUUUUGCUCGGAAAAUGUAGGUGGAAUAAGUUUUGUACUACAACAAAAUGAAAUCAGAAUGUGUUGAACCUGUUAAGAGGGGCUGAGAGUAUACAUUAUUAAUCCAUAGAGAACGUUUGUAAUUGAUGCGCGGUAAUUUGGAAAAUCAAAUCUUCGUGAGGAUUUCAUUUGCGCAACUCAAUCUCGUUGAAGAAAUGCAGGAGUAUUGAGAUGCAAUUUACAAGGAACAUUACUUGGUGCAAAAAAAAGGA
This is a messenger RNA of Oldenlandia corymbosa var. corymbosa, 3008 nucleotides long. The record is from the annotation of a GenBank genome assembly. NCBI's taxonomy places the organism in Eukaryota, Viridiplantae, Streptophyta, Magnoliopsida, Gentianales, Rubiaceae.